Maudiozyma barnettii is the source of this 1503-nucleotide messenger RNA. Its product is annotated as glucose-6-phosphate dehydrogenase. Gene Ontology annotation, cellular component: cytosol. The record is from RefSeq and is a predicted model, not a curated record. Lineage: Eukaryota; Fungi; Ascomycota; Saccharomycetes; Saccharomycetales; Saccharomycetaceae. Gene Ontology annotation, biological process: glucose metabolic process; pentose-phosphate shunt, oxidative branch. The coding region runs from base 1 to 1503 and encodes 500 amino acids. Gene Ontology annotation, molecular function: NADP binding; glucose-6-phosphate dehydrogenase activity. The transcript has a single exon.
AUGUCUGACCCUGUUUCCUUUGAAAAAAAUACCAUUAUAGUUAUCUUUGGUGCUUCUGGUGAUUUAGCCAAGAAGAAGACCUUCCCUGCUUUAUUUGGUCUAUUUAGAGAAGGUUACUUAGAUCCAUCUACAAAGAUUAUCGGUUAUGCUCGCUCUAAAAUAACAAAUGAUGAAUUAUAUGAUAAAAUUGAACCUAAUUUAAAGAAACGUCAUGGAAAAGAAGAUGAUCAAAAAGUUAAAGAUUUUUUCGGAAUGAUUAAUUAUAUAUCUGGCCAAUAUGAUACAGAUGAAGGUUUUGUUCAAUUGAAUAAUGAAAUUGAAACCUUUGAGAAAUCUCGUAAUAUAUCUACUCCUCAUCGCCUAUUUUAUUUGGCUUUACCACCUAGUGUAUUCUUACCUGUGGCUCAACAAUUAAAGAAACUUGUUUAUGCAAAAGAUGGUAUAACGAGAAUCAUUGUUGAGAAACCUUUUGGUCAUGAUCUAGAUUCUGCUAGAAAAUUACAAGCAGAUUUAGCUCCUCUAUUUAAAGAAGAAGAGAUAUUUAGAAUAGAUCAUUAUUUGGGAAAAGAAUUGGUCAAAAAUUUAAUUCCAUUAAGAUUCGGAAAUAAAUUUUUAAAUUCUUCAUGGAAUAAAAACUCUAUCCAAAAUAUUCAAAUAUCGUUCAAAGAACCAUUUGGAACGGAAGGUCGUGGUGGUUAUUUCGAUUCAAUCGGGAUUGUGAGAGAUGUCAUGCAAAAUCAUCUGCUACAAAUUCUUACUUUGUUAACAAUGGAUAGACCUAUCUCUUUCAACUCAGAGGAUAUUCGUGAUGAAAAAGUUAAAGUGUUAAAGUCAUUGGCUCCAAUAAGUAAUGACGAUAUUUUAUUAGGCCAAUACGGUAAAUCUAUCGAUGGUACUAAGCCAAGUUAUUUGGAUGACGAGACAGUAAAACCUAAUUCCAAAUGUGUAACAUUCGCAGCAUUAACAUUCCAUAUUAAUAACGAUCGUUGGGAUGGUGUUCCAAUCAUCAUGAGAGCUGGUAAGGCUCUUGACGCCGGCAAGGUUGAAAUCAGAGUACAAUACAAAAAUAUUCCUACAGGUAUGUUUAAUGACAUGCCAAAUAAUGAAUUGGUUAUUAGAGUACAACCAAAUCCCGCUGUGUAUUUAAAAUUUAACGCAAAGACACCAGGUUUAUCUGAUACGACGAGUAUCACUGAUCUAGAUUUAACAUAUGAGGAUAGAUAUAGAGAUUUUUGGAUACCAGAAGCUUAUGAAGCAUUGAUUAGAGAUGCUUUAUUAGGUGAUCAUUCAAAUUUUGUCAGAGAUGAUGAAUUAGAUAUAAGUUGGAAACUAUUUACUCCAUUAUUGAAUUAUAUUGAGAGUCCGGAAACACCAGCUCCAAGUGUUUAUCCAUAUGGUUCCAGAGGACCAGAAGGUUUAUCUGAAUACUUGAAGAAGAAUGGGUUUGAUUAUAAUGGAACUGAAACUUAUUCUUGGCCAAUUACAUCACCACAUUCCUCAUAA